Molecule: messenger RNA, 2401 nt
Organism: Cynoglossus semilaevis (tongue sole)
Lineage: Eukaryota; Metazoa; Chordata; Actinopteri; Pleuronectiformes; Cynoglossidae
Exons: 7
Coding region: 99-2312 (737 amino acids)
Source: RefSeq, a predicted model, not a curated record
CAGCUACUUAAUGUCAGGUGUGUUAAUACGCUGCAUCUUGAACCAGUUGGCUCAUUCUCCUGUCUUUUUCACGUCCACCUUUCUUCAAACGAGGGGAAAUGAGCAGCUUUGAAAGUGACCCAGUUGAAUUCAAAGUUGCGGACAGGAUCAAGAUGAUUCUUCCAGGACCAAACCGUGUAGGUACCAUGCCCAACCCAGGGUUGCAGGACCCAGGUCUGCACACUACUGGUCAGGAUCCAGGACCUCCACCUGGUCAUGUUCCUGCUCCCCCUGUGUUUUACCUGCCGCCCCCCCCUUUACCCCCGUUACUGCACUACCAGUGGCCCAUGCCCUUUUUCUGUAACCCCUUUGCUGGCCUUCCAGGCAUGGGCUACGGUAUGGCCGUGCCUCCUUUCCCCUCUCCCCUCUACAUGGAGGCUCCAACCUACAUCCUUCCACAGUCACACAUUCAAGCAGUUGACCACAGACGCUUGCUCCACCCACAGGCCCAUGCUCCAUUCACACCCCUCCAGAACCCAAACCAGCCCCGCAGAGGUCGACCUCCUCCUCCUCCUCAUGUGGUACCACGCAGAGAGACGGUGAACUGCGAGGUCCAAACGGAGCCCAUAAGUGGAACAGGCUACGGUAGUGGAGCCCUGGUCGUGAACUCAGACUCUGGUCAUGGGACGGCUUCGAACUCUUCAUCUUCAAGCUCCAGUUCCACGAAAAAAGUUCCAGACGACAUCCAGAAAUACCCACCAUCGAGCAACGCGGACGACUUUCAGUUCAACAGGAAUCUCACCAGCACAACUGUCAAACAUCACAAAUGUACAACCAGAGCCCAGCCCCACAGCAGAGCCACCGUGGAAACGCAGCAGAGCUGUAACGGCAGACUGGGUCAGGAGAAGAUUCUGUCCUGCAGGAAUGGUCACUGCGACAUGUGGUCGGUGAGUUCUCAGGACAGUAUCAUCCCCAUCUGCAGCUCCUUCCAGCAGGAGAGCGAGGCUGCUAAAGAGAGACGAGGCUCCAUCCCUGACAUCUUGAUGAGCUGGGGGGGUCCCACUCCACAAUCCACACAACCAAAGCCUCAGUGUGAACAAUGGCAGCUUUCCUCCAAAACUGAAAAGUCACUUUGUCAGAACACGGUAGAGAUCCAGGCCGAUCCACUGGUCGCACACAGUCCUGGCUCGCCGUACGCUCAGCACGUCUUCAGUUCUACAGAGACUGACGCUCUUUUCAAGAUAGUCAAACUGCCUGCACCGCUCUGUGAUCUUCUCUCAGACACCACAGGAGAAGAGCAGCUGCUGGACUCGAAUGGUUCUUUAAAGCACUGCCCUCCCUGCACAGCUGAGCUGUUUGAUUCAUGUAAUGAUGAGAGGACCAUGGAGAGAGAGGCGGAGGUCAUUUCUUCUCAGAUAACUUUAAGCAGCUGUCUGUCAAAGGGGAAAACCAACGAGUCCAUUUGGUCUGUGGAGUCUCUAGCCCCCUACAUUCCCUCAAAGGGAUGGCUGCUGCAAAACGGCAUGACUGAGCCAGAUGUAAUUGCAGAGGAACCAGAAAGUUGCCAAGGACUACGGGACUCAGACAUGGAGCGUCAUUUCAUCUUCAGAUCUCCUGGGGGACAGAGUCCAGUGAAGAAGACGGACUCAGAAAAUGAAGGCUAUGCUUUUAAGAUAAUAAAGAAGAAACAGGCCAAUCAGAACCAUCGAUCGUCUCCUGAGACCCGUGGAGAUGAAAGUCCACUCACGUCAGAGCAGGUGGACGACAAAAGGUCUUCUGAACCAGAGGCUUAUCAAAGCCCAAACCAGGAAUUGUUGAUUUUAAAAAGAAUUCAGGAAAGUAUUCAGCAGUUUUCUGAGGAGGAAGGAACUGAUGUGCUGAGCACGGCAACAGAGGAGGGAAGCUUGGCCUCGGACCACCAGGAGGAAGAGGUCGCUCAGGACGCUGAAAACGUCUGUUCUGUCAGAAAUGAACAGCUGUGUGUCCCAGUGGCUGAGGAUGAGAUGGAUGUGAUGCUGCUGAAGAACAGAAGAGGGCGUUUGGUGGACCUGGGAGUCCAGUGUGAGAAUGUGGGAUGUUUCUGUGGAAAAGCCAAAGGCAGCGGAAAGCCCGUGGGAAGGCCUCUGCUCCCCUCUUCAGACUUGAAGAAGGGAAGUAAAGAAAGGGAUGACGGUGGCGUGAGUGGACACGUGCAGAGGAAACUGAAGUACAAUCAUCAGGGGAAGAUCAGGGGAGGCACAGGAAACCGCAGCAGCAAGCAGAGGGGGCUAAGUGGAUUCUAUAGCAAACCUGGGAAAACUCAAGGUGCAACAAGAAGGACUCCCCAGUGCUGAUCAUUAUUUUAUCCAGGAGAUUCUCUUUUUAAAAUAAAUUUAUAAAAUUGUUACAUGUAAUAUUUUUCAAUAAAUAUAUUUAAAUGUUA